Messenger RNA from Moneuplotes crassus, 2220 nucleotides. NCBI's taxonomy places the organism in Eukaryota, Ciliophora, Spirotrichea, Euplotida, Euplotidae. The record is from the annotation of a GenBank genome assembly.
AUGAAGAUGACCAUUAGCGACUCAGAAGAAGAGGAAGAAGUUCAACAAAAGAAGAAAAAGAAGAGAUCCAAGAAAGAAAAAGCAAAGAAAGAAGAAAACCAGAACUUCACUCUUAUCGACGAUAGCAUCAAGAAAGAUUUAUCCAAAAUUCAACACAGAAGGGAAUAUGAUGCUACUAACGAAUCAGGAAAGCAAUGGAAGUUCGGAAAUGCUGUUAAGGACGAUGUUCAGUCAAACAUUAGCCAAAAUUCUUUAGAAAAGCUAAGAAAUCGUAUUCUUGAACUCAAAAAGGAAUUAAAUUUCGAAGAGAUUGAUAAGGGAAUAGAAGAGCUUACAAGAAACUUAAAGAAAGAUAACAUUAGCGAGCUGAAUACUAUGGAGAAGCCAAAGAAAGGGGGUAAUUUAGGGGCCCAUGCUAAAGUUCAUUAUGAGAAGGAUGAUUUGAUCUCGUUUCACGAUCUUUUUCUCUCAAGGCCAUUAGUCAAAGCUUGCAAUAGCUUAGAAUAUGAUCAUCCAACAAGGAUCCAAAGCCAAGUCAUCCCUAAUAUUCUUGAGAAUAGAGACUUGUUGGUUAAUGCUGUCACUGGAAGUGGUAAAACAGCAUCAUAUGUGCUUCCAAUUUUAGAGAAGCUUCAUAGAAGAGAUUUGAGAACUUCGAAAGUUAGCAAUACAAAAAUUGGCAAAACAAGAGUGUUAAUUUUGCAGCCCACCAGAGAACUCGCAGCCCAAUGUAGUUCGAUGCUUGACAACAUGAAUAAAUUUAUCAUCCCAAAAAUAUCAUACACUACUAUUAUUGGAGGUUCAUCUAUGAAGAAGCAAGAGGCAGAGCUUAUGGACAAACCUGACAUUGUUGUUGCCACUCCAGGAAGAUUGCUUGAUAUUUUGAUGAACUCUAAAAGUAUCUAUUUCAAUAAUAUUGAGGCUUUGAUUCUUGAUGAAGCAGAUAAACUACUUGAAAUGGGAUUCCAAGAAAUGAUUGAAGAGAUCCUCAAGAAUAUCAAGAAGGACAGUGACGUAGAAAACGUCCAGACUUGCUUAUUCUCAGCAACUUUGACCAAGGAUAUCAAAAGACUUGCCUCAUUAGCUUUGAGAGAUCCUAAAUUAAUAUCAGAGGCAAAACAGCAGAACUCUGUGAAUGCUUAUUUGAAACUUUCACACUACAUUGUCAAGGUUCCAGAAAUUGAAAGAGUAAAGAAGGAAGAUAAUAAGAAGAAGAAAAAGAGAAAGAACUCAUUCAGCGAUGACAGCGAUUCUGAUGAAGAUGAUGACUCUGAUAGUGACAAAGACUCUAACAAGGAGGAAUCAGAAGAGAAGAAAGAGGCCCCUAAACAAUCUGUGAUAGUAAAUACUAAGGCUAGAGUGCAAAGAAUCAGAGAGUCUAUUAUUCUUAGCUUAGUUAUGAAAACAUAUACCAAGAAGACAAUUAUUUUUGUAAACACUAAAACUCAGUGCCAUAGAAUGUACGUAUUAUUUACUUUCUUUGGACUCAAGGUAGCAGAAGUACAUGGAAAUCUAUCUCAAAAACAAAGAAUGGAGUCUGUUGAGAAAUUCCAAGCUGGAGAAAUGGACUUCUUAGUUUCAACCGACCUUCUUGCAAGAGGACUCGAUAUUUACAAUGUUCAGUGUGUCAUCAACUUCUCAUUCCCAAACGAAGAAAAUAGAUAUGUGCACAGAGUUGGAAGAACUGCCAGAGCUGGUAAUUCAGGAGUCGCUAUCACUCUUUGUGAUGAGAACGAUAGAAAACAAACGAUGAAGGUAGUGAGGAAGUGCAAAGGAAAUGCAAAGAACUAUUCAUAUACCAAGCAGUUGAAAGACAGCAUCUUCACUUUAAUCAAUUUGCUAGACGAACCAAUCCACAGACUCAUUCAGGAAGAGAGAUCUGACUUCCAGCUUGAAAAGGCAGAGGUAGAUCUGAAGAAAGCCCAAAAUAUUUUGUCGUAUCAGGAUGAAAUUUAUAAUCGUCCAAAGAAAGAGUGGUUCCAAAGUAAAAAGCAACAGAAAGAGGCCUUGAAGCAAGGAAAACAAGAAAUGAAGGAUAGAGAAUUCAACCCUCAUGCCAAGAAGAAAAAGCAGAUAGAGAGAAUCAAGAAGAGGAAGAGAGAACUCAGAGAGCAAGAGAAGAGAGGAAUCAUGUUUGAGAAACCACCAAAACCCAAAGUGAAAAAAGUAAAGUCAAAGAAAGUUCACGGAAAAAGCUCAAUGUUCAAUUCGGAGAUAUAA